Molecule: messenger RNA, 2867 nt
Organism: Rhinolophus ferrumequinum (greater horseshoe bat)
Lineage: Eukaryota; Metazoa; Chordata; Mammalia; Chiroptera; Rhinolophidae
Gene: RNF4
Product: ring finger protein 4
Exons: 9
Coding region: 343-1044 (233 amino acids)
Biological process (GO): positive regulation of transcription by RNA polymerase II
Molecular function (GO): transcription factor binding; zinc ion binding
Source: RefSeq, a predicted model, not a curated record
CCGGAGCGGAAGUGGAUCGGUAUUGAGGCGGCGGUGUGUCGCUGGAGGGCUUCUCAGCAGCAGUUUUCGAAGGUGCAUCCUACCUCGAAUGCGUCGGCGGUGGCGCCUGCCGGACUAAACCAGUUUCAAGACUCGAACAUACGGGGCGUCUGUGGCCCUGCACAUGCCCGUGCUCGCCGGAGGGUGAGGAGCCCGCAGGCGUGAGGGUCGGAGACGCUGGACUUCCUGCACGCCGUGGGACCCAUCACUUCCUCUGUGGGGCAGCCACCAAAGAGCACAAUGAGCACGGUUCCUGAAAGCUGAGUGAAGCCAGGCUGCGAGGAAGGAGGACGAGUUAAAGGCAUGGAGCGGCCGAAAGACGAUGGCGGGGGGCACAUCACUGCAGUGACCAUGACAGGGCGCUCGGGGUCCAGCACCUGGACUUGGCCAGGGCCCAUGGCUGCUGCGGGACUUGCUCAGUGGGGACCGGAAGCCACACAGAGAAAGCGCCGUGGAGGGACAGUAAAUUCUAGACAAGCGCAGAAGCGAACUCGGGAAGCGGCCUCCACCCCUGAAAUGGCCUUGGAAGCAGAGCCUAUAGAACUCGUGGAAAGUGCUGGCGACGAAAUAGUGGACCUGACCUGUGAAUCCCUGGAGCCUGUGGUCGUCGACCUGACCCACAAUGACUCUGUCGUGAUCGUUGAUGAAAGGAGGCGGCCGACCAGGACCGCCAGGAGGCAGCGCCAGGAUCAAGCUGACAGCUGCGUGGUGAGCAGUGACGACGAGGAGUUGUCCAGGGACAGGGAUGUGUACGUGACCACUCAUACUCCCAGAACCACCAGGGAAGAGGCCGCUACAGGACUAAGGCCCUCGGGGACUGUCAGCUGUCCCAUCUGCAUGGACGGGUACUCAGAGAUUGUGCAGAAUGGACGUCUCAUUGUUUCUACAGAGUGUGGCCAUGUCUUCUGCAGCCAGUGCCUCCGCGAUUCCCUCAAAAACGCGAACACCUGCCCGACCUGCAGGAAAAAGAUCACCCACAAACGCUACCACCCCAUUUAUAUAUGAAGUGCUGAGGGCCACUCGGGAGGAGGGCACAUGGGGUGGCUCUCUUAGGCCUCGGCCCCAUUUCCCGAGCUCAGAAACACUUGUUUCAAAGCCAACGUCUGACACGUAAACUGCUCUUUUUUUCCCACCCCCUGGCAUCCUUGCGUGACCUCUGGUUGGACGCUGUGGAGCGAGCCAGGACCCUGCCAGGCCGGGGUCUGUGUCUUCGCACUGUUGGGUGGCCCAGGCCCAGGCCGGGAGCGCGAGUCAGACACAUUAGGACUGAGAAUCACGGUUCCAGCCUCUUCCCAGAAUCUGCACGAUUGCCAAGAAGUUUGCCCCGACUUCCUACUGGCAGUGUCCUCGCCGAGGGGCCUGGUCAGAGCACGAGCAGGUCCGCCCAGCUCUCCCGGGCGUGCUACCUCGUCCCAGGCGUCUGCCCGCCAGUGACCCAGCCCGACACGGUCCAGCGGCCUGAGGACCCCAUGUGUGAGUGGCCCUGGAAGGACCAACCACUGGACUUUUUUCCCUGAGAGUCAGAGGUGACCGUGACUCCACCAACACCUUCGCGGUGACGCACAGGGAUCUCUGCAGGGCAGUCCCCAUUUCUAAGGAGGACAUGUGCAAUAAAGCCAUUCUCGGCCUCCUUUCAGCAGCCCAGCAGAUGUAGCUGUCCGUCCUCUGGAGCAGUGCCUGUCCCGUCCACCACCUGUUCUCAGGACUCACCCGGCACCGGCCACCCAGGGUCCAUGGGGCAGGCAUGUGGCCGGGUCCUCCCUUCUGAUAAAAUGCGCCCUGUGUGCCACAUGCCCUCUGUCCUCAGUCCCACUGCCUGAUAGCCCCUCAGCGAAGACUAGAAGAAGGCGGCAGUAUUUGUGGCCUUAUCAGCCGCCAUGUCCACGCUGCUGCUGAAGUCCCAGCUGCCCAUGUCUCGAAGAGCUCGGCCCCUGCGACUGGCUGGCACGCUGGCCUUCCCACCCACCCUCCCAGCUGACACUCAUUUCGGAAGCUGCUCUCUGGCCGUUGGGCUUUUGACUCCUAGGUUCUGGUGGCCUCUCCUUGCCAAGGAGCCCAGAUACCGCCUUAGGUGUGACAGCCUCGGGUCUUCAGAGGCGCCAGCGUAGCCAAGCUGCCCCUCAGCACAGGGCUUGGGGUGACGUGGGGACAGGUCUGCGGUGCAACCCGCCUGCACCUCUGACUCCUCACAGGGCUCCAAGCCAAACCAGCAGCCUUUGCGAGAAACAUCUUCACGGCGGGAUGGGGCCGCGUCUGGCUUUGCAGCAAUAACUGGCCUUCAGAUUUCCUUCUGAAGGAGCAGGGACUCGGCACAGAUCACUUUAUAAACGCGGCUGAAGGAGUGUCCCUCCUCUGUUUCAUUCUGCAUCCUGACUCACGUCCAGUUAGAGUGAAGGUCAUUUGGUACUUGGAGCGGAGGGGGGGGCGGGCCACUGGGCGGCCGCCACUGGGCGACGUGUGUGGUGUCCGCCCUCCCACUGCUCCCUGCCGCUUCGUCCCUUCUGCGUUUCAUGGAGCACUCUUUUGUUACGUUUUGACAUUACCCCGACUUCAGGAGCCAAGAUGACCAUGCGGUCAGAAUCUCUUAUGUUUUAUGCCUAAGGACAAAUGGCUUAUCAUGAAAGUUGUAUUCAUACUAAAUUGGGUAAAAUGUGUAGUUUCUACUGUUCAGAAACUAAAAUCGGAAGAGGUUAGUAUGAAAAAACCCUCCCCCUCGAUGUACAUAGUCCAUCCAAAUCUUUGUCACAUUUAAACUGUCCAUGGAGUCAGUCUGUUUUGGAUCCUCUUCUAGUGAGUGUUACAGAUGGAAAUAAAACCAGUAAUUUGAA